This is a messenger RNA of Culex pipiens pallens (northern house mosquito), 907 nucleotides long. RefSeq names its product E3 ubiquitin-protein ligase CCNB1IP1-like. The transcript has 2 exons. NCBI's taxonomy places the organism in Eukaryota, Metazoa, Arthropoda, Insecta, Diptera, Culicidae. The coding region runs from base 289 to 867 and encodes 192 amino acids. Gene Ontology annotation, cellular component: synaptonemal complex. Gene Ontology annotation, molecular function: ubiquitin protein ligase activity. The record is from RefSeq and is a predicted model, not a curated record. Gene Ontology annotation, biological process: reciprocal meiotic recombination.
AAUUCGAGGAGCAUGCCAUGAUUUGUGCGAUCUGCUUCGAAUGCACAAAAUUAAAUUCUUAUCAAGUUUAAACAAUUUUUCCACGCAAAUGUGGAACCACCCUAGUAAAUGUGUAGAAUCUGGUAACAAUAAUCUGGCAAUACGAUUGUAUUGUCCAGAAAAUCAGCAUUUGUGAUCAAACAAUGAUGUAAGCGGUUCAUUCUCGGUGCAACAGCUAUCGGAAAAGGUGAGCUUUCUAUCAAAUCGCCUACUUUGCUCCAUCUCCUAGUUCCACUCAAAACGUCAAAAAUGGCAUCCACCGUCACGCGGGACCGUUUGGUGUGCAACUCGAGCGGUUGCUACCAGCAGAUCGAGUGCACCGCCUGGAUCACCCUGUGCUCGCACGUGUUCUGCGCGGAACAUGGCCGCGAGCUGAGGCAGCGUCUCACGGCGAACCCCGGAUCGCCGUGUCCGGCCUGUGGAAGCAUCUUCCGGGACGGCCAGUCUCUGCUGGAGCGCAAACUGGACCAUCCGGUGCAGGUCCGGGCGUUGCAGCUGUGCGGGUACAACCCGGAAGUGAUCAUGGAGAUCGCCACCGUCGCAAUCGCCUUCUGGAACCACCAGAAGCUGCAGGUUUGCGCCAACCUGACCCGGAAGAACGAGUUCUACAAGGAGUCGGCUCUGGUGGCGCGAAAGGAACGCGACGACGCCGAGGAGCAGCUGCGACGGGUCAAGGUCCAGUUGGGGCAAGUCCAGGCGGAAAACCACGAGCUGAAGGAAAAAAUUGUGGCCACAAAGCGGAACAGGCGGCGGGACAGCAGCGAACGGGACCACAAGAAAUUGGGAAUUGAGAAGCAGCGCAGACAGGAGGAUGAUUUUUUGCUGUAGAUUUGAACGGGGAGAGAUUUGUUUCGAUUCGCAACCUCAA